UGAUAGAAUCGAAAACAGCAUUGUUCCUUUCCUUCGUUCGCAAAAAGGCCGAACAGAAUCCCAAAUUUCCUUGCUCUACUACAGGCAGGUCAAAUAAUAGUGUCUCGCUCUAGAGGUGCCAAGUAGACCAUACGUGGCCGUUUUCUCACUUCUCAAGCAAACCGUCUCUCUCUCUCACUGUUACACGCGAACACAAAUACUCAGAAUACUGUUGUUGUUUGUAUGUGAAAUCAAAUCAACCACAGAGAGAGAGAGAGAGAGAGAGUUCUCAAUUCAAAAUUCUCGUUUCGCUUGCGCAUUACUACAAACACCUGCGUUGCAAACUCGCUCUCGUAUGGGUUCGUCAACUCUGCCCCAAUCUUCUUUCAGCUAAUAUCUUCCGGUAGCCAAUGAGGAAUGUCUUUACUAUUGCCAGUCUCAACCGUCACCGCAAUGUCGCAGUACUCUCCAGAACUUCACGCCAUGAUAGUUUUGUUGUGGCUAUCUUGCGGAAAUGCAUGUCAUUGGGAUGUCAAACAGAAAUUGAAGUUGUUAGAAGACAAGAUAAUUGGAUUCCAUCACAGCUGUUGCUCCGAAAUUCAUUUUCGACAGGUUUCUCCAGUGUGCAUGGUGGAAGCCCAUCGGCAGCGUAUGCAAAGCUGAGGAAGGAAUUGCUAGAAAGCGAAUUUGGGCAUACUCUUGGAACUUAUGGAAAAAGUGUUUCUGUUGUUCCUCGUUUUGGUCCAUUUUUGGCUUUGUAUAGAGCAGCAAUUGUUUCAUUUCAUGUGUUGAAGCUAAGCUUUUCGCAAUUCUUUGUGCGAGACAUAACAAAACGUGCCAUCAAGGUAUUAGACACCUUUUAUUUUACUCAUGCUGUGGAUAAUUCUCUGUUGCUUUUGGCUGAGUUUGGAACUUGCAUUGAUGGAGGUGUUGACCAUAACUUAGUUCCUCAAAUUCUGUGAAGUUGAGUUGUCGCACUUUCUUUUUGUUAUGUUAAGCUGCCUGGUGGUUCUUACUAACGAGGUAGCCAUAUUGUGGAUAAAUUUCUCCUGUCUGGGCAACAUUGAUCUUUCAUGGUUGUAGCUCCAAUCCUUUAGUCUAGACACCAUAGUAACUGGGUUUGGAGUUUUGUUGUGCCAUUCAUCUCUUUAUGUUAUGACAUGUCUUUAUGCAUUUAUGUGAAAUGUUGGCCUACAUUGUCAACCAAUGCAAUAGUUGGGUACUGCCAUACUUUUACUUUUCCAUUUAUGCCAUAUUUGUUGUAUUUUUUCAAUUGUUUUUGCACUCUGUUCACUUGAUUAUGCACUUCAUCUUUGGCACAAGAAUCAUUCUCUGGGUCUGGUGUAGUAAAUUGUUCAGAUAGUGGAUGGUUUUGAGGUUGUUGAUUCAUUGAAUGGGCAUUCUCAAUGAGAAUGUUGGACUGUGUUAGUUCCUGCUUCAUUUUUCUUAAGCUUUAAAAUUUUUAUUUGAGCUCAAUAUCAGCCUCAGUUGCC
Messenger RNA from Quercus lobata, 1472 nucleotides. RefSeq lists its product as uncharacterized. Lineage: Eukaryota; Viridiplantae; Streptophyta; Magnoliopsida; Fagales; Fagaceae. The transcript has 3 exons. The coding region runs from base 390 to 941 and encodes 183 amino acids. The record is from RefSeq and is a predicted model, not a curated record.